AAAGCAAAUCUGGUUCUUUGCCCUACGAAGUUCGAAAAAAGCUAGAGGAGGGACUGAGGAAGAUGGCGCAUAGAAUACUGAGAGAUCACGACGCUGAUGGCUGGGAACGCUCCGACUUCCCCAUCAUCUGCGAGUCUUGUCUCGGUGACAAUCCUUAUGUCCGAAUGACAAAAUCUGAAUACGACAAGGAGUGCAAGAUCUGCACCCGACCGUUCACUGUGUUCAGAUGGCGACCCGGGCGUGACGCAAGAUACAAGAAAACCGAAGUUUGUCAGACAUGCUGCAAGCUAAAAAACGUGUGCCAAGUCUGUCUCUUGGACCUCGAGUACGGUCUCCCUGUCCAGGUCAGAGACACGGCCCUCAACAUCACUACUCACGAUUCCAUCCCCAAAAGCGAUGUCAACAGAGAGUUCUUCGCCGAAGAGCAUGAUCGAAAGACGAGAGCUGGAUUAGAUUAUGAGUCGUCUUUUGGGAAGAUCCGUCCUAAUGAUACUAUUCGUAUGCUUCAAAGAACGACGCCGUAUUACAAGAGGAACCGAGCGCAUGUUUGUAGUUUCUUCAUUAGGGGUGAGUGUACUAGAGGCGAGGAGUGUCCUUACCGCCACGAGAUGCCUGAGACUGGAGAGUUAUCUCAGCAGAACAUCAAAGACCGUUACUAUGGUGUGAACGAUCCGGUGGCGUUGAAGUUACUUGGGAAGGCUGGUGAGAUGGGGACAUUGGAAACACCAGAUGAUCAGAGCAUCAAAACGCUUUACGUCGGCGGGCUUAACUCUCGAGUCCUCGAGCAAGACAUACGAGAUCAGUUCUACGCCUACGGAGAGAUCGAGUCCAUCAGAAUCUUGGCAGAGAAAGCGUGUGCGUUUGUCACUUACACAACCAGAGAAGGAGCGGAGAAAGCUGCUGAAGAGCUCAGCAACAAGCUUGUUGUCAACGGCCAGAGGCUUAAAAUCUCUUGGGGAAGACCUCAAGUUCCCAGAACCGAUCCAGAUGGCGGCGGCGGGCAGCAACAAGGUGGUGGUGUGGUGGCUCACAGUGGAUUGCUGCCUCGAGCUGUGAUAUCUCAUCAAGAAAGACCGUUUUACCCAUCGAUGGACCCUCAGAGAAUGGGUGCGGUCAUCUCGUCCCAAGACGGUGGUGAUAACAGAGGAGCUUCUUCCUCUUCGUAUCCUAUCCCUCCACAUGGGCAUUAUCAGCAGCACCAGCCGUAUCCUCCACAGCCAUAUGGAGGGUAUAUGCAGCAACCUUACCAGCAUGGUCCACCACAAGCUGCUCAUCUUUAUCCGCAACAACAGCAACCGGGUCCUGGUUCAAGGCCUAAUCCUCCUCCAACAAACUCAGUCUCUGCUCCACCACCUGACUCUGUGUCUGAUCCACCAUUAGGAUCCUCUUCUCAGCAAUCUGCUGAGGCUGCUGUUACUGGUACGUCUUAAUAGAGACCGUUGCCAGUUAUUUCAAUUUUUGCUUCUGUUAUUUAAGUAGACUCCACUGUAUCGACAAUUUGUUUGUGUUAAACUUUAUGACGAAAGUAAUAGAAGAGAUUUGUUUCAGUU
Messenger RNA from Raphanus sativus (radish), 1550 nucleotides. Its product is annotated as zinc finger CCCH domain-containing protein 25-like. The record is from RefSeq and is a predicted model, not a curated record. Gene Ontology annotation, molecular function: metal ion binding; pre-mRNA binding; U6 snRNA binding. NCBI's taxonomy places the organism in Eukaryota, Viridiplantae, Streptophyta, Magnoliopsida, Brassicales, Brassicaceae. Gene Ontology annotation, cellular component: Prp19 complex; U2-type catalytic step 2 spliceosome; U2-type catalytic step 1 spliceosome.